AUGGCCCCGUGGUCGGCCAGGAACGUCUCCCUGGCCGGAUGGCCGGAGCCUCCCCCGGCGCCCGGGACGGCGGCCGCCAACGCCAGCGGGCCGGCCGGGGCGCCCUGGGCGGCGGCGGCCGGGACGCUGCUGGCCCUGGCCGUGCUGGCCACGGUGGGCGGCAACCUGCUGGUCAUCGUGGCCAUCGCCCGGACCCCGCGGCUGCAGACCAUGACCAACGUGUUCGUCACCUCGCUGGCGGCCGCCGACCUGGUGGUGGGGCUCCUGGUGGUGCCCCCGGGGGCCACCCUGGCGCUGACGGGCCACUGGCCCCUGGGCGCCACGGGCUGCGAGCUGUGGACCUCGGUGGACGUGCUGUGCGUCACGGCCAGCAUCGAGACCCUCUGCGCCCUGGCCGUGGACCGCUACCUGGCCGUCACGGCCCCGCUGCGCUACGGGGCCCUGGUCACCAAGCGGCGAGCCCGGGCGGCCGUGGGCCUGGUGUGGGCCGUGUCCGCCGCCGUGUCCUUCGCGCCCAUCAUGAGCCAGUGGUGGCGGGCGGGCGCCGACGCCGAGGCCCAGCGCUGCCACGCCAACCCGCGCUGCUGCGCCUUCGCCGCCAACCUGCCCUACGCGCUGCUCUCCUCCUCCGUGUCCUUCUACCUGCCGCUGCUCGUCAUGCUCUUCGUCUACGCGCGCGUCUUCGCCGUGGCCACACGACAGCUGCGCCUGCUGCGCCGGGAGCGGACGCGCUUCCCUCCCGGGCCGCCCGCGGGGACCCCCGACGGGACCGGCUCUCCUCGCUCCGCCCCGGGCUCCUGCCCCGGCUCCGCUCCUGGGUCCGGUCCCGGGUCCGGUCCCGGGUCCGUCGCCCGCCGUCCCGCCCGCCUGCUGCCCCUCCGGGAGCACCGCGCCCUGCGCACCCUCGGGCUCAUCAUGGGCACGUUCACCCUCUGCUGGCUGCCCUUCUUCGUGGCCAACGUGGCCCGUGCCCUCGGGGGGCCCUCGCUCGUGCCCGGCCGGGCCUUCCUCGCCCUCAACUGGCUGGGCUAUGCCAACUCCGCCUUCAACCCGCUCAUCUACUGCCGCAGCGCGGAUUUCCGCAGCGCCUUCCGCCGCCUGCUCUGCCGCUGCCACCGCCGCCUGCGCCCCCCGUCCUGCCCCCCGUCCUGCCCCCCGCCCCUCGACGGGACUAUGGAGACCGCCUUGGCUGCAAGCGGACAGAACCUGCUGUCACUCCGGAAACACGUCGACCUAGACCCCUGGAGCAUUUCCAGAACCCAUCCGGGAUGUGUCCCGGGCCAUGUCAUGCUGCUUCUCAUAGGCUCCUUUCCAGAAGACCUCAUGCAGGAAAUGCAGGAGGGCAAGGCAUCCUGCUGCUUCCACUUUGGUUUCCAAAUUGGCUGCAAAACCUAA
Ornithorhynchus anatinus (platypus) is the source of this 1395-nucleotide messenger RNA. RefSeq names its product adrenoceptor beta 3 (gene ADRB3). Gene Ontology annotation, cellular component: membrane. Bases 1 to 1395 code for a protein of 464 amino acids. Gene Ontology annotation, molecular function: beta3-adrenergic receptor activity; norepinephrine binding; epinephrine binding. NCBI's taxonomy places the organism in Eukaryota, Metazoa, Chordata, Mammalia, Monotremata, Ornithorhynchidae. The transcript is spliced from 5 exons. The record is from RefSeq and is a predicted model, not a curated record. Gene Ontology annotation, biological process: norepinephrine-epinephrine-mediated vasodilation involved in regulation of systemic arterial blood pressure; adenylate cyclase-activating adrenergic receptor signaling pathway.